AUGGGGUCUUGUAAUAGCUGCCCUUCUUCUUAAUAUGUACAAUCAAACAUUGAAUCAGAAGAGGAUAGUAAAAUUGUUAAGAGAGUAAAAUCUAAACCAAAUAAAGGUACAGGAACUUAUGAAAAGAGUAGAACUGAUUUGGAAGAUAAUUUAAUUGCUGAUGAAAAUAGUCUUGAAAACAGUUAGCAAUUGCCUACAUUUAUUUAAUAAAGGCAUGUAAAAGAAAUUGUUGUAUAAACAAGAGUAAAUAGAUUUAUGAAGGAUAUUGAAGAGGAAGUAAGAUAUCGAAUAAAAUAGAUGUAGUUUAUACAUGAUUACCUAGAUAAUUAGAAGAAAAAGAAUAGUAGGAAAAGCUUAAUUAAUCACAAUAACAUCUUAUGACAUUUUAGGAUUGUAAACAAGAUUCUGUAGAUUUCAACAGCGCACAUUUUAAUUAAUCUAUCUCAUUCUAAAAUUCUUAAGAUUUUUAAAAUUUGCAUAAUAUACCUUCGAAAACUUAUUUACCUAGAUAAUAUUCACAAUUUGCACCUAAAAAAGAUUCUGAUACUGUUACUUAUAAUUCUUAAAUUAGUUAAACAGUUAAUUCUUUCAAAUAAAAAACCCCAACCAGAGAAAAAAAUAGAACAAUUCAAACUCUAAAAGAAGAAGAUAAAAGUAAUUUUGGAAGUUUUGGAAGCUAGCAAAAUAAUCCUCGCAAUUCAGAUUCUUAAGAAGUUUAGUUUAGCGAUCAUUUUCAUGAAUAAAUUUCGAGUAGUGCAAGUAAAGAACAUAGUGUGAGAAGCAUUUUAAAAACUAGCUAACAUAUUUAAGUUAUAAAAAGAAUUCAUUCUAUUAAAUCUACUUACACAAAUAUUAAAAAAAAAAAAGUCUCAUUCUCAGCUGAUACAAAUUACUAUGCUUCCAGAACUACAAAAAGAAAUUAAACUAAUCUUAUUUACAAACCAUGA
Messenger RNA from Paramecium sonneborni, 947 nucleotides. The record is from the annotation of a GenBank genome assembly. Lineage: Eukaryota; Ciliophora; Oligohymenophorea; Peniculida; Parameciidae.